Molecule: messenger RNA, 2251 nt
Organism: Conger conger (European conger)
Lineage: Eukaryota; Metazoa; Chordata; Actinopteri; Anguilliformes; Congridae
Gene: mboat1
Product: membrane bound O-acyltransferase domain containing 1
Exons: 13
Coding region: 175-1623 (482 amino acids)
Biological process (GO): lipid modification
Cellular component (GO): membrane
Molecular function (GO): acyltransferase activity
Source: RefSeq, a predicted model, not a curated record
GUCCGCGUGAAACAGAAUAAUAAUAAUUUUUAACUUUAGCUACCUGUCAGUGAGAGAAAUAGCCAAGGCUAUGCAACAAGUCCCACGUUCACGUCCUACAAAUGUUAAAUUGUAGCGGGUCUAUUUUAUUGUCCUUUAGGUACUACAGAGAUUUGGGGUUCGAAGAAAUGCAGAAUGGGAGAUCAGUCAGGUUUUACUUAUAGAACUACAGGUUCGAUAUUUCUACAACCUGUCAGCAACUUUGUCGGAAUACCUUUGGAACAGGUGAACUUCUUGGGCUGCCAAGUGUUUGCCCUCGCAGCUGCCUUUUGGUUCCGUCUCUACCUCAGCCCCCAGCAUGCCAGUACAGUGGUCCGCCAUGCCAUCGUCACUCUCCUUGGCAUCUCCUUCCUCAUAUUCUGCUUUGGCUGGUAUUCAGUGCACAUUUUUAUCUUGGUGUUCGCUUGCUACUGGAUCAUGCUCAAAAGCAGCAUUCACAACAUCCACAGGUAUUCAAUGAUCGUGGCAAUGGGAUAUCUCACAAUAUGCCAGAUCAGCAGAGUCUUUAUAUUCAGUUAUGUGAUCCUGUCCACAGACUUCUCAGGACCUCUGAUGAUAAUAGCACAGAAGACUACUUGUCUAGCUUUCCAGUUGCACGAUGGUAUGAGUCGAAAGGCCGAUGACCUCACAGCAGAGCAGAGACGACUGGCUGUUCGCUCCAAACCCUCUCUGCUGGAGUACCUCAGCUACCACUUGAACUUUCUGAGUGUCCUCGUGGGCCCCUGCAGUAACUACAAGGACUACAUGGAGUUUAUCGCAGGAAGGCACAUUCAGAGCAAGCUGAAAGAGUCAGGCUACUCUGGGCCAGAGCCCUCACCUGUGGGGGCUGUCAUCCACAAAUUACUCAUCUGUGCCAUUUGUCUCUUCCUGUUCAUGACGGUCACCAAAACCUUCCCCAUCACCUACAACACUGACGUUGAGUUCAUCAGUCACGCCUCUUUCCUUACUCGACUGGCAUAUUCCUUCUUUUCUAUACAAGCUGCAAGACCCAAGUUUUAUUUUGCAUGGACAUUUGCUGAUGCCAUCAACAAUGCCGCUGGUUACGGCCUCAGGACUGUUGAUAGAAACGGCCAGGCUUCCUGGGACCUUGUUUCCAACUUGAAUAUCUGGGAUAUUGAGACUGCAACAAGUUUCAAGAUGUUCAUUGACAACUGGAAUAUCCAGACAGGUCUCUGGCUCAAGCGUGUGUGCUAUGACCGGGCACCCCGUUACCGGACUGCGCUGACGUUUGUGCUCUCUGCACUCUGGCAUGGCGUUUACCCUGGAUACUACUUCACCUUCCUCACCGCCAUCCCCAUCACCUUUGCAGCCCGAACUGUGCGGAAGAGCUUUCGCCAGCACUUUCUGUCCUCUGCAGUCAUGCAGUUUAGCUAUGAUGUGCUUACCUGGUUAGCCACUCAGUUGGCAAUCUGUUACACUGUGAUGCCCUUUCUGCUGCUGGCAGUGGAGCCCACCAUGCAGUAUUACAGGUCAAUGUACUUCCACUUCCACAUCAUGAGUGUUCUGGCUGCAGUCAUUCUGCCCUUAAAAUCGACUCACCCGUACCAGGCUAACCACUCCAACAACAACCUUCAGGGGAAGUGAUAUCUGCUGCAUUGAUUGGUGCAGGGGACAGCAGCCUCUGCCAGACAGAGGCCGCUCUGUGCAUCUAUAACAAAGAGCAUUGUGCAGGACUGGGCGCAAGGCCCUGAACUGGAGAAGCAUGCAGAAUUCCUGUCCUGCUUGCAGGAUGCUACUUCCCACAGAAGCCUGAGAGGAACUGAACUGAAGCAGGUAGUCCAGUGAUUCUUUCAGUGUAAAUUAAGAAUAUUUGCUUGAUCUAGGUGAAAUGCCAGAUGUGCAAAACCAAAGCAGUUUUUGCUGCAGGGAGUGAUUUUUUUACUGAUUUUUUUCACUUUUCAUGUUGAAAAAAAGUGGGUACUGGGGAAAUUUAAUUUAAGAACAAAAAAUUGAGUAUACUUUUGAAUAACUGUGUGUCUAUGUUAUUUAUUUAUUAUUUAUAUAUAUACAAAAAUAGGAUGCACUAUUUUCCAAUCCAGGAAAAAAAAAUAUUCAUAUAUAAUCAAUUAUUGUAUAAUAUAAUCAAUUAUUUAUAAAAAAUAAAUCCGGCCUUUUAAAGGAAAUAAACAGGUGUUGAUGCGAGAGCAGAUGGCUCUGUGGAACCAUCUUUAAAAGGAAAUAUUUUGUUAAGGUACUCUGAAAUGAUUGGCAA